GAUGAAUGUCGAUAUGCUGUCUAUGACUUCGACUUUGUGACCGAAGAGAAUUGCCAGAAGAGCAGGAUCUUUUUCAUUGCCUGGUGUCCUGAUACAUCAAGGGUGAGAAGCAAAAUGAUUUAUGCAAGCUCCAAGGACAGAUUCAAGAGAGAACUGGAUGGUAUUCAAGUAGAGCUGCAGGCUACCGAUCCGACUGAGAUGGGUCUUGAUGUUAUCAAAAGUCGUGCCAGCUGAGAAGAGUAUCCGGUGUCUGCAGUGGCGAUAUCAUAUGGUCUCUCUGUGUUUAAGUGAAAUGUUAAUAGUUUGUGGGGCUGUAAACCUGACUGAAUUAUGAUAUUGGUUUGUUGUUCAAGUUUUACUUUACAGUCUUGUCUUCAUUGAGAACAUUUCAGUGAUGUCACUUUCUAUCUUAUGAUUUGAUGUGGGGAAACUUAUGGAGGAGCGUUGGAAUGUCUUCUAAUAGUUGUACCCACUAGCUUAAGGCGUAUCACCAUCUGAGGAUAGAAAACACUUGGGUUUGUUUUUGCAACUUUUGGGAAUGGAUGUUUUACCCUUUUUACCUGGCAUGUCAAGAUAUUAUCAUUUGAUUUCAUCUACUAAAGUCACAUGUUGUUUUGGUACUUCGAAAUAAAUGUCAUCUAUCUUUAUGAGAUCA
Molecule: messenger RNA, 655 nt
Organism: Morus notabilis
Lineage: Eukaryota; Viridiplantae; Streptophyta; Magnoliopsida; Rosales; Moraceae
Product: actin-depolymerizing factor 1
Exons: 2
Biological process (GO): actin filament depolymerization
Cellular component (GO): cytoplasm; actin cytoskeleton
Molecular function (GO): actin filament binding
Source: RefSeq, a predicted model, not a curated record